GAACCAAUGCAAUGGCAUUAUUCCAGGUGUUGCUGUUAUUGACGAUAGUGUUGCUUCAAUUCAUUCCUGCAAAUGGACAGGAUGCAGAAUUUUAUGACUUGUCAACCUCCAAAACACAUGUCCAAAGAGAAAUUGUAGACCAACACAAUGAAAAAAGGAGAACAGUUUCUCCACCUGCCAGCAACAUGCUGAAGAUGGAUUGGAGCAGCGAGGCAGCAAUGAAUGCCCAAAAUUGGGCAAACAAGUGCACGCUUUCACAUAGUGUGAUAAUGGAUAGAGAAAUCUCUACAAGCCACUGUGGUGAGAAUCUCUUUAUGGCAAGCUACCCUGCCCCAUGGUCACAAGCAAUUCAAAGUUGGUAUGAUGAGCACCAUGAUUUUAUUUAUGGUCAAGGGCCAAAAUCCCCAGAUGAAGUUGUUGGACAUUAUACCCAGGUUGUUUGGUUCUCAUCUUACCUUGUUGGAUGUGGAAUGGCCUAUUGUCCCAAUCAAAAGAGUUUGAAAUACUUCUAUGUUUGCCAGUAUUGUCCUAGUGGAAAUCUCAAGAGCAAAAUAAAAACCCCUUACAAACAAGGGAAACCUUGUGCCAGCUGCCCUAAUGACUGUGACAAUGGACUGUGCACCAACAGUUGCAAAUAUCAAGAUGACUAUUCUAACUGUAAUGAUUUGGUGGCUAUGGUGGGCUGUAACCACCAAAUAACCAAAUACUCUUGCAAAGCUACGUGCCAGUGCCAAAACAACAUUUACUGAAUAUGUAAUGCAAGCUGAGCAGUGCCAAUCAUCUACUUAGAUUUAACA
Talpa occidentalis (Iberian mole) is the source of this 797-nucleotide messenger RNA. Its product is annotated as cysteine-rich secretory protein 3-like. The record is from RefSeq and is a predicted model, not a curated record. The coding region runs from base 12 to 749 and encodes 245 amino acids. Lineage: Eukaryota; Metazoa; Chordata; Mammalia; Eulipotyphla; Talpidae. The transcript is spliced from 8 exons. Gene Ontology annotation, cellular component: extracellular region.